Messenger RNA from Trichosurus vulpecula (common brushtail), 3708 nucleotides. RefSeq names its product diacylglycerol kinase eta (gene DGKH). Bases 13 to 3708 code for a protein of 1231 amino acids. Gene Ontology annotation, molecular function: protein binding; ATP-dependent diacylglycerol kinase activity. Gene Ontology annotation, biological process: lipid phosphorylation; diacylglycerol metabolic process; intracellular signal transduction. The record is from RefSeq and is a predicted model, not a curated record. Lineage: Eukaryota; Metazoa; Chordata; Mammalia; Diprotodontia; Phalangeridae. The transcript has 30 exons.
GAAUCGGAAAGGAUGGCCGGGGCCGGAGUCCAGCACCACCCCCCGGGCGCUGCCGGAGCCACCACGGCCGCCUCUACCGCAGCCACGGCAGCCUCAGCCACAGCCGCCGCCGCUGCCGGCCCCGCCGGUCCGGGAGAUGAGUCGUCGGAUAGCGAGGCGGAGCACGAGGGGCCGCAGAAACUGAUACGGAAAGUGUCCACGUCGGGGCAGAUCCGGAGCAAGGUGAGGACAAGUAUUAAGGAAGGAUUACUCUUGAAGCAGACCAGCUCCUUUCAAAGGUGGAAAAAACGUUAUUUCAAACUUCGAGGUCGCACACUUUACUAUGCCAAGGACUCAAAGUCUCUAAUAUUUGAUGAAGUUGACCUCUCGGAUGCCAGUGUAGCUGAAUCAAGCACAAAAAAUGUCAACAACAGUUUCACGAUAAUCACCCCAUUCAGGAGGCUGGUAUUGUGCGCCGAAAACAGAAAGGAGAUGGAAGACUGGAUCAGUUUACUGAAGUCUGUACAGUCAAGGGAACUUUAUGAGGCAGCACAGUUUAAUGUGGAACAUUUCUCAGGGAUGCAUAACUGGUAUGCCUGCUCCCAUGCUCGACCCACCUUUUGUAAUGUGUGCCGAGAGAGUCUCUCUGGAGUUACUUCCCAUGGCCUGUCUUGUGAAGUGUGUAAGUUCAAAGCACAUAAAAGAUGUGCAGUGAGGGCAACAAACAACUGCAAAUGGACCACUCUGGCUUCCAUUGGGAAAGACAUCAUUGAGGAUGAAGAUGGUAUAGCAAUGCCUCAUCAAUGGCUAGAAGGUAACUUGCCUGUCAGUGCCAAAUGCGCAGUCUGUGAUAAGACUUGUGGCAGCGUCCUACGUCUCCAAGAUUGGAAGUGCCUUUGGUGUAAAGCUAUGGUACACACUGCCUGCAAAGAUUUGUUUCCUUAUAAAUGUCCGCUUGACCAAUGUAAGGUGUCUAUCAUACCCCCGAUUGCACUGAACAGCAUAGAUUCUGAUGGAUUUUGGAAAGCAACAGCUCCACCAUGUCGUGCUAGCCCGCUUUUGGUAUUUGUCAACUCUAAAAGUGGAGAUAAUCAGGGAGUAAAGUUUCUCCGUCGAUUUAAACAGUUGUUAAAUCCUGCUCAGGUGUUUGACUUAAUAAAUGGAGGACCUCACUUGGGCUUACGAUUAUUUCAGAAGUUUGACAACUUCCGGAUUCUUGUUUGUGGAGGAGAUGGAAGCGUUGGUUGGGUUUUGUCGGAAAUUGAUAAACUCAGCUUGCACAAACAGUGUCAGCUGGGAGUCUUACCUUUAGGUACAGGAAAUGACCUCGCACGGGUUCUUGGCUGGGGUGGUUCAUGCGAUGAUGACACCCAGCUACCACAGAUAUUGGAGAAGUUGGAACGAGCCAGUACAAAAAUGCUUGACAGGUGGAGUAUAAUGACAUAUGAACUCAAAUUGCCAACAAAGCCUUCUAUCCUUCCCAUCACUCCAGAAGAGGAAAAUGAGGAAUCUUACAUGUCAUCUUAUGAGGACUCAGUUGCAGCUCAUCUUGCAAAAAUCCUCAAUUCUGAUCAACACUCAGUGGUCAUAUCAUCUGCUAAGGUUUUAUGUCAGACCGUAAAGGACUUUGUUGCAAAAGUUGGGAAGACGUAUGAAAGAACAGAAGAAAACAGUGAUGUAGCAGAUGCCAUGGCCAUUAAAUGUGCAGUACUAAAUGAGAAACUUGACCAACUACUGCAGACUUUACAUGCAGAAGCCCAGACAGUCUCAGUAUUCAAACAUCCUGGUCCUCCCAGUGUUGAAGGAGAAUCUGUGGACUUUUCAAGUGAAGAGUCAUUGUCUGACAGCAAGGGAAGCAUUGUGGAGGGUGCCCCAAAGACUCCAGCACAGAAAACUUUCAAGCCAAAGGAGUUAAUGUUGAGAGCAAACAGUUUAAAGAAAGCAGUGAGGCAGAUCAUCCAACAGGCUGAAAAAGUUGUAGAUGAACAGAAUAUUCAUGCUGAUGAAGAGGGUAACCUGCUGUCAGCUCCCCUAGAUGACAGUAGAGAAACAGAAUAUUCUAAAGAAGAUAAGGAUGAUGAUGGAAAGGAGUACCCAUCUGUUAAAAUUGCACCUCGGUCCCCAGAUACGUGUAUCAACCAAGGCUGUUCUCAACCUAUCUCAAUUUCUGGUCCAGUAUUGACAUCCAACAAAGAAAAUCUUCCUGUGCUUAAUACCAGAAUAAUUUGUCCAGGUUUAAGAGCAGGAUUAGCUGCUUCAAUUGCUGGGAGUUCUAUUAUCAGCAAAAUGUUACUAGCAAAUAUUGAUCCCUUUGGUGCUACACCAUUUAUUGACCCAGAUCCAGAUUCACUAGAAGGAUAUUCAGAAAAAUGUGUUAUGAACAAUUACUUCGGAAUUGGAUUAGAUGCAAAAAUUUCAUUAGAGUUUAACAAUAAGCGAGAAGAACACCCUGAAAAAUGCAGGAGCCGAACUAAAAACAUGAUGUGGUAUGGGGUCCUUGGAACCAAAGAGUUAUUACAAAGGACUUAUAAGAAUUUAGAACAAAGAGUUCAGCUUGAGUGUGAUGGACAGUAUAUCCCCCUUCCUAGUCUACAAGGAAUAGCAGUGUUGAAUAUCCCAAGUUAUGCUGGAGGUACUAAUUUCUGGGGCGGAACUAAAGAGGAUGACAUAUUUACUGCACCAUCAUUUGAUGACAAGAUACUGGAGGUUGUUGCAGUGUUUGGUAGCAUGCAGAUGGCAAUGUCCAGAGUCAUAAAACUGCAGCAUCACCGAAUAGCUCAGUGUCGGUCUGUAAAGAUCACCAUACUUGGAGAUGAAGGGGUGCCGGUACAAGUAGAUGGAGAGGCAUGGAUCCAGCCUCCAGGGAUUAUUAAAAUCGUGCACAAAAACAGAGCUCAGAUGUUAACGAGAGACAGAGCUUUUGAAAACACCCUCAAAUCUUGGGAAGACAAACAAAAGUAUGAUGCUUCUAAGGUACCCCCCCGACCUCAGUUGUAUCCACAACAAGCUAUUGAUUUAGCAACAGAAGAGGAAGUUACACAGAUGCAGCUCUGUUCACAGGCUGCAGAAGAACUCAUUACUCGAAUCUGUGAAGCAGCAAAAGUACACAGUCUUUUGGAGCAAGAAUUAGCUCAUGCUGUGAAUGCAUGUUCCCAUGCCCUGAAUAAAGCCAACCCAAGGUUUCCUGAGAGUCUUACCAGAGACACUGCCAUUGAAAUCGCUGUCAAUGUGAAGGCACUAAAUAAUGAAACGGAGUCUUUACUAAUUGGGAGAGUUCCUUUGCAGUUGGAAUCUCCACAUGAAGAACUGGUAUCCAAUGCUUUACAUGGUGUGGAAGUGGAAUUGCAGAAGUUAGCAGAGAUUCCAUGGCUUUAUUGCGUCCUACAUUCAAAUGAUGAUGAGGAUCCUCCUUUGGAUUACACAAAAAGAAACAAAAGCACCGUGUUUCGCAUUGUGCCCAAAUUUAAGAAGGAGAAGGUCCAGAAGCUGAAGGCAAGCCCACUGCCUGUUCAAAAGUGGGGCACAGAUGAAGUUGCUGCUUGGCUGGAUCAGCUCAAUUUGGGAGAGUACACAGAAAUCUUCAUCCGCCAUGACAUCCGAGGGGCUGAGCUUUUGCACCUGGAAAGGCGAGAUCUUAAGGAUCUGGGGAUAACGAAAGUGGGUCAUAUGAAGCGAAUUCUUCAGGGAAUUAAAGAGCUAGGAAAGAGCACUCUACUGUCUGAGGUGUAA